AUGCAUGCUCUGACCAUCAGUCCAGCACCUGGUAGCAGGCAGAAAAGAGGCAGGAACGUGGCAGCCAGACUGCUUUUGUAUUAUUUUAGGUUGAAAAAUACCACAUGUAAUCUCAAGGCAGAUCCAUUCUCCCCUUCUUUCAGAUCUGUCCAGGCUUUACUGGUGGUCUGCAGCCCCCUGCAGGUCUUAGCUGUGGACAAUGUUAAUUUCAGUGUAUACGUGGAGAAUCAGACACGAGGUCGAGACGCCAUGAGCCGCCGGCAGCACAGAGUCUACCAGCUGUACAGCAGGACAAGCAGCAAACACGUGCAGGUGAUGGGGAGGAGAAUCAGUGCCAAGGGAGACGAUGGGGAUACAUAUGCCCAGCUUGUUGUGGAGGCUGAUACCUUUGGAAGUCAGGUGAGAAUCCGUGGUAAAGAGACCAACUUCUACCUGUGCAUGAACCGUCGAGGCAAGCUUGUGGGGAAGAAGGCUAGUAAUCGCAGUGCAGACUGUGUCUUCAUUGAGAUGGUAUUGGAGAACCACUACACAGCUCUGAGGUCAGCAUGCUAUACGGGAUGGUACGUGGGCUUCACCAAGAGGGGACGCCCCAGGAGAGGCCCUCAGACACUGCCCAACCAGCAGGACGUUCACUUCAUGAAGCGCCUGCCCCCCGGGGAGCAACCCGACCUGCAGCCCUUCCGCUUUACCACAGUCAGCAAGAGGAACAAGAGAUUGAGAGGGACCCGACCCACAGCAACUACAAAGUCAACUGUCCUUCCCCCAGUGAAUAGAAUGUGAGUUUGCUGGGCUGAGCCCAGGUAAAGAGCUUAUUGGUGUAUACAGAAUGUAUACAGAAAAUACUUGGAGUUAAACAAUUUGACCACGUCAGUGGUUGGUGCUGUGGAAGUGACCAGAGAAGAUGUCCUUGCCUUUUUCCUCCCCAUUCCAAAGACACUGUUGUUUCAAAGACAGUUGAAUUUCAAUUUACAGUGCCAACCAUUCUAGUUAGGCCACAGAAGACAGCUAAAGUCAGUGUUUGCUACCAGAGGCGCUAAAGUUGUGCUACCAAAGACAACUGAACCAUAGAGUUCAAUACCAAGUAUUUAUGUUUUGAACAUCCCAAAGAUGACUAAACCAUAGCGUUCAAUACCAAAUAUUCAUGUUUUGAACAUCCCAAAGACGACUGAAUCAUAGCGUUCAAUACCAAAUAUUCAUGUUUUGAACAUCCCACAGACGACUGGUCAACCUUUCAGUAACAAACACCCGAACCACCAAAGACGUGUCGUGUAUUGAGAUUAUGACGUUGUUAAAUGUUUUUUAAGUGGAACUGAAAGAAUGUUGAUUUUAGU
This is a messenger RNA of Coregonus clupeaformis (lake whitefish), 1331 nucleotides long. Its product is annotated as fibroblast growth factor 18-like. Gene Ontology annotation, biological process: cell differentiation; regulation of cell migration; fibroblast growth factor receptor signaling pathway. Lineage: Eukaryota; Metazoa; Chordata; Actinopteri; Salmoniformes; Salmonidae. Gene Ontology annotation, molecular function: type 1 fibroblast growth factor receptor binding; type 2 fibroblast growth factor receptor binding; growth factor activity. The transcript is spliced from 5 exons. Gene Ontology annotation, cellular component: cytoplasm. The record is from RefSeq and is a predicted model, not a curated record. The coding region runs from base 1 to 780 and encodes 259 amino acids.